Molecule: messenger RNA, 828 nt
Organism: Haliotis rufescens (red abalone)
Lineage: Eukaryota; Metazoa; Mollusca; Gastropoda; Lepetellida; Haliotidae
Product: nicotinamide N-methyltransferase-like
Exons: 3
Coding region: 23-814 (263 amino acids)
Cellular component (GO): cytosol
Molecular function (GO): N-methyltransferase activity
Source: RefSeq, a predicted model, not a curated record
AAGUAGCUGAAAGGAACCAACAAUGGCAGAUGAAGCAAUGGCCUUAUGUGACGACUACGCUAAAGAUUUUGACCCAGAUUACUACAUACAAAUAUUCGAAGACCCAGAGCCGAGCCCUAUCCUUGCGAACCUAAUGUCAUUCAUAUUGACCAAUUAUCACAAAGCGUUUAACUCAGGUACUGUCAAAGGGAAGACGCUCUUGGAUAUUGGGACAGGUCCAACAAUAUACAGUGUCAUUAGCGCAGCACAACAUUGUGACAACAUCUUCUUGUCAGACUUCUGCCAGAGUAACAAUGACAUCUUAAAGCAAUGGCGCGAUGGAUCUUUGGAAUUCAGUUUUGAUAAAAUAUUUGAAAUGGUACUCAAAAUAGAAGGGAAAAGCAAAACUGAUAUCCCCGAGAGAGCGGCAAGUAUUAGAGACAAGAUUUGUGGGAUUCUACACUGCGACAUCAGGGACGAUAACCCUUUCUCGCCAAACUUCCUUCCGCAGGUCGACAUCGUCACGUCAUCCUUCUGUCUGGAAGCAGUUGCCACAGACUUGGCCUCCUAUGAGCGGUACGCCAGGAAUAUGGUCGGAAUGUUAAAACCCGGUGGCCACGUGGUCAUCUGUGGAUGUUUGGGAGGAACUUUCUACACAGUGGGAGAAAAGAAGUUCGGCACUUUGGGGAUGUCGAGAGAUGAAUUGAAGUCUACAUGGAAGAAGGUUGGAAUUCAGAUCAUUUCCUGGGACGAGGGUGUACGAGCCAAGGAAGACUAUUCAGAUGUGGAGGGCAGCUAUAGCAUGGUUGGAAAAAAGGUCCCUGUUGCUUUGUGAAAACUUUUGAAUGU